Harpegnathos saltator (Jerdon's jumping ant) is the source of this 4968-nucleotide messenger RNA. It is a transcript of the gene Nop17l, whose product is annotated as PIH1 domain-containing protein Nop17-like. The transcript is spliced from 4 exons. Gene Ontology annotation, cellular component: cytoplasm. Gene Ontology annotation, biological process: axonemal dynein complex assembly. The record is from RefSeq and is a predicted model, not a curated record. The coding region runs from base 845 to 3442 and encodes 865 amino acids. Lineage: Eukaryota; Metazoa; Arthropoda; Insecta; Hymenoptera; Formicidae.
AAACCGCCGCAUGAUCCCCACGUCUUCACCAUAGCCUACGACCCCCACCGGUCGGCCGAUCGGGUGAAACGCAACGUUUCACUUUCCAAUGCAUGUACCAUACGCUGCACGAGUGUCGUAGGCUCAGACGUGUGACGUGUGACUCACGUCCGAGUCGCGUGACAAAACAUUCGUAGCGGAGCGGUCAAAGUUGCCGAGGAAAGAGCAGCAAUGCGACUCUUGUUAACUAUGUUUAAUAUAUCGCAAAGUCUUUAUCUCGAUUCUUUUAAUUUGUCGAGAAAUUGAAGAGUCGAGUGGCUCUCGAUAUAAACGGAACGCGAAUUAUCUUCUCGUUAGAGAGAUACGGAAGUUUUUUUUCGCUUCUUCAUCGGUAUCUCUUCGUCCUCUCGUUCGAAGCUUUGUCAUUAUUGAUUGGGAAAGACCCCGACAAGAGAUCGCGUCUCUUUAUCAACAUCUCAGAAGCUCGAGAUCGUUUCGUAGGAUCGGCUACGCGCCGAAUUCAUCGUCGUGAAGGCUCACGAUCAGGCGAAACACGGGGACUCUUCGCGGCCACCAUCCGUGUGCGAAGAUAUCUUCACUCGCGACAGAACGGAAAAUUCGUCCAGUAGAAAGCACAAGGAGCGAAUAAGAUAAUAUCCCCGAAGCCGGAGCUGUCCGAGGAGAGAAGCGUUCAAAAGUGGCGGAGGUCGCGCGGCGCGACACAGCACGGCGGAUCCGCGACGGCUUAUCGAGCAGCCCAGCCGGUGCGGACACCGGCCGGUGCGGUGGCGCGACGAUCCACGUGCGAUGCGCUGUUCGCGAUCGUUCUACCGACGGGACUAUUUGUAAAUACGCGCAUCGUAAGAUGGACGUAUUCGAGUCUCGCAGGAAAGCUUGGGAGGAUUUGGACGUGUCGCGCGACGAGUUGCAGAAUAUCACCGAGUGUCUGAAGAAGGAGGACUUUCGCAAACUGCUGAUCGAAUACGCGGAGGAGGUACGCGACCCGGACAACAGGCGGACCUACGAGAAGGAGAUCACCCAGCUCGAGAAGGAACGGGGCGUAGACGUGACGUUCGUUAACCCCGAGCCUGGUUACGUCAUAAAAACGAGCGUGAACGGCGAGAGGAAGUGCUUCCUGAAUAUCAGCAAGAACGACGUGGUUGCACGGCCGACCAGUCAGCCGUCUUACGAGCAGGGCCACCGUGGCCUACACUGGUCUAUUCCAUAUACGCUGAUACCGCCUCGCGAUGACCUUGACAAGAAGAAUGUGCGCUGUGUGGUGUUUGACGUGGUCUUCCACCCGGAUACCAUCUACCUGGCAUCCAAGAACGCUCGCUUCCGUGAAAUCGUUAACAAUACAGCGAUGGACGGUGUGGAGAACAACUUCAAGGUGAAAUUAGAUAGGAAGAAUCUCAAGUUCCCUAAGAUCAGUUUCAAAGGAGUGUCGCAUCCUACAGUCAUUAGGAGACCGUCCGAGGAGCCGCCAAAGGAGCCAUUGGACAUGGACUCAGAAAUCUACCAAAAGCUGACGACUAGCUACGAUGAAAGUCGUGAGAGAUGCUUGAAGACAAAAGAGGAGGUGCCACAACGUGUUGCGCCAGUUAGCACGUAUUACAAGAAUAAGCAGCAACAGGCAUUGGAUGAGAAGUAUGUCACUCCCAAGUUCACCGUUAAGCAUCAGUCCAAUGUGGAGAUGGAAGAUUUUUGUCUCGGCAAAGAUGCCAAGCUAUAUGCCGCGAUUCCCAAGAAACUUGUGGUUACAGUUGAUCUGCCAUUGUUGAAAAGCGCCAACGAUGCAACACUCGAUAUACACGAGCGGUCUCUCACUUUGAAGAGUGAGAAACCUGCCAAGUAUCUGCUAGACUUGCCAUUGCCAUAUCCCGUGGACGGAGACAGUGGUAACGCCAAAUUUGAUGCAAAGUACAAGAAGUUAAUCGUGACCUUGCCGGUAAUCCGGUCGCUGGUGCCGACGAUUGACACCAAAGUGGACAGCGGAGUUGACAGUGAUCAGAGCAGCCCCAUAUCCAAAGACGUUGGCAAGGAGAACGUGCCCGACAACAAAGCAGAGUUGAUUAAGAAGUGUGAAAGCAUACAUGAAGCUGAAGAAUUAGACCAGACGAGUGAAGCGAUAAGGAAGUGCGCGAAUACCGUCUUACGGACUAGUGACACGACUGGGACAGCUGAUGCAUUUAUGAAUUCUAGCGUUAAGUACAAUCUCCCUGCGUACACCUGUAACAUUUAUAAUAAUCAGUUAGCUAUCACUGUGAAUGUAAAAAAUGUAAAUCCCGAUGUGAUAUGUCAUAAGAUCCUUGAGAACAAUGCAGGCCUGCAUGUCUUGUUGACAUCCGUGGGUGCUGGCUUCUUCCCGCAACACUACUCUCUGUGUCUCAAGAUAGGUGAUCAUUCCGUCGAGCCGGAGUCGUUGGCGAUUGAACCGUGGGACAAUAAUGUUGUAUUCAGCAUCACGGUGAGGGAUAUCGAAAAUGUGAAGCAAUAUUCCGCUGGAUUAGACACGGAAUUUAUGGAGGAGAAGGAUCUACCUACUGCGGCCUCGUUUAGGAGCAAGUUCCAAGAGUUAAUGGCCUCUUCAGAGAACGAGUCUCUGACGAAAAGAGAAGUUUCCAUAGCGCCGCGGGGUGACAGUGUUAUCAUCGAUAUCCGUCCGACUCAGCAGGAUUCAGACGACGAAGAGGAACACGGAAAUGUGAGGAUUAUCGCCGCGCAGGGGCAAGAGGAGGCGCGCAUAGCGGAGAAGUCGAGAUCGGUAUCGGAGAGCAGCGGAGAUGAAUUGGCGAACAGCAACAAUAGUACGAGGCACUCGAAAGGCAUACUGAAAUCGCGUCGCGUCCGUGACUUCUCGCGCUCCGUCUCAGAAUCGAGCGCCGACGAGAAUAGCCUCCCGGCAUCGUGUACGGACUACCACUACGACUCUGUGCAAGACAUCAAUUCCGAGUCCGAUUGCUCCAGUUUAAAGAAGACCGUGCGAUUCAACGACGUGGUAUCGCGGCAGUUGUUUAGAUCCAAUUCUAGUAUUCUCGGGCAGCGUAAGAAGAAUCAGCGUAAACUGCGAAACAAAAAGCGCGCUCACGAGCGACGAAUGAGCGAGAGCGAGAACUCUGAAACUGAAGAGCGAGGCAAGUACAACAAGACGCCGCACCACAAGCACUCCCCGAGCGAAGAGGCAUCAUCCGACGCCGUGAAACCCAUCCUCACGCGUGACAGGCAAUCGGGGCAGCAGAGGACCGCGAAUAUCGAAAUCGCGAAGCUGAACACGAACGACCAGCAUCCGCUGCAGCAUAAACGUAAAUCCAACGUCGACGAGAAACCAUCGCCAACUGAGGAGGAGGAAGAAGAAGAAGAGGAAGAGGCCCAGGAAGUGUCCGACGCGCCGGGCACAGACACCAAGGAUGACAUCGUUCAGCUGGAGUUCAAAAACGAUCUGAUCUUCGACCUUGACAUGUAGACUCUUGAGGACGACUACGUUAGAGCUUAACGCACGCAUCAUGUGAUAGCCGCAUAAUACGAGUCGCAGUUGCCGCCCGCUUUCCGGCGGCUCAUCGACCUUCAAAACGCAGAAUUGCAUGUGAGACUAGUUAUUUUCAUUUUCGUUUUAGUAUCGGAGCAGGAGAAGGUGGAAGCCACAUAUAGACCGGGAUAAUAAUUUUCUAGUACGUUAUUAACGUUAGAUUUGUGUAGAGUAACCUGAAGAAAGAGAAACAGUCGGGCGAAACAAAAUCACCCAGCAGCAGCCACCCAUCUCCCGACUCGUCUCUUAGAGCAGUCGAAUUAGUGUGAUAGAUCCUCGCUUUUAAACGUAAAAAAUUUAUCUCGUCAACUCGAGAGGAGUUUGACUAAUUGUGUUGUAAAGAAAAUUGAACGUUCGUCGAGAACGACGUCGUAUGCGAGACCGCUGGCGGAUAUAUACGGCGAAUUGUCCAUAUAUUACGCAUAUAUUAUGAUUCUCACGUUCGUAACGUAUAUUUUUUAUUGUACAUUUUUGUUUUAAUAUGAGAAAAAGAAAUACCGGUUUCUCCGUUUUUGUCUUCGUUCGUGUUAGAUUAUAGCCGCGGCAUCGUGAAUAUGAAUUUUACUUACAGAUAGUGAAUUCUGUUGAAUCAUGAGCAAUCGAUUACAUAGCAUUUAACGCGCAGAAUACUUGCACAGAAAAACUGCCGAUACUACGCGACGGAAAACGGAAAUCCAUAGGUUGUGCACCGAUGGAGAUAUCGCGGAAACGUGUAUUUGCGCGGAGCUAUGUUUGGUGUGCAUAAUAUACUGGCUGUUGAACGCCAUCGUGCGUACGAAGGAAAGAGGUCGCGUCGCAACGAUUGUUUUUGUUCGUUGAGCGACGACGCUGUAUCGGAUAAUAACGGAUACCGUCUCGUUGCAGUUGUCGCGUAAAUCGUCGAUUGCCUGCCGCAGAGAGAUAGAAAGAGAGACAAAGCGAGUCCCCGUUGAUCACGAAGAAAGGAGAAAAAAAAUGCCAAAAAUUGUCCGCGCGUUUGAGAAAGGGAAAGGAGGAAAACUCGUGAUUUGAUAAGAUUCAUCGUCGUCGCAAAUCGAAAUCAGGAUUCCUAUUCAAUAGGCUGAUUUUCUCGACGUGAUAUGUUCGCGAAUUUUUAUACAAUUAUUAUACACUCCGACGCGUCGUGGUGAUCGAGUGUACAUAAUCUCCGCGGACCGAGCAUGAUCGUCUCUCCGCAAGCGGGUGAAACGUUUACAUAUCCGCGCUCUCAGCACCUUCCAUUCCUACGUUGCGUCGACGCGCAAGAGAUUUUUUACCGUUAAUGAGCAAUAGGUCACGCACGAGCACACACGUGCCGUCCCACAUGCGGGUGAGCGCUCGCACGAUGCGUACUUUGCGGUGCGAGAGUGUCGCACGAUAAACCGUAUACACACAUACAAAUCGUUACGUUCGCACGUCGCAACAAUAUAUUCCUGUAAUAAUAUAUACAUACAAAAUACGAAAUAAAACACGAAGUGUUUUUA